Marmota monax (woodchuck) is the source of this 1151-nucleotide messenger RNA. Its product is annotated as phytanoyl-CoA dioxygenase, peroxisomal. Bases 171 to 893 code for a protein of 240 amino acids. The transcript has a single exon. Gene Ontology annotation, molecular function: phytanoyl-CoA dioxygenase activity. The record is from RefSeq and is a predicted model, not a curated record. Gene Ontology annotation, biological process: fatty acid alpha-oxidation. NCBI's taxonomy places the organism in Eukaryota, Metazoa, Chordata, Mammalia, Rodentia, Sciuridae.
CGACCCUGUGGUAUACUUUGGAUAAUAAUGUGCUAAGCCUGGAACAGAGAAAAUUUUAUGAAGAAAAUGGAUUUCUUGUUAUUAAAAAUCUAGUAUCUGCUGCUGAUAUUCAACGCUUUAGGGUUGAAUUUGAAAAGAUCUGCAGACAGGAGUCGAAACCAGUAGGACUGAUGAUAAUGAGAGAUGUGUCCAUUGCGAAAUCAGAAUAUAGUCCAAGUGAGAAAAUAAUCUCGAAGAUCCAAGAUUUUCAGGAAGAUAAGGAGCUCUUUAGAUUCUGCACUCUCCCAGAGAUUCUGAAGUAUGUGGAGUGCUUCACUGGACCCAAUAUCAUGGCGAUGCAUACAAUGCUGAUAAACAAACCUCCAGAUACUGGCAAGAAGACUUCCCGGCACCCGUUGCACCAGGAUCUGCACUAUUUCCCCUUCAGGCCCAGCAAUCGCAUUGUGUGUGCUUGGACCGCCAUGGAGCACAUUGACCAGAACAACGGCUGUCUGGCUGUCCUCCCAGGCACCCACAAACUUCCCCUGAUGCCGCAUGACUACCCCCAGUGGGAGGGUGGAGUUAACAGCAUGUACCAUGGGAUCCAGGACUAUGACAAAGACCAUGCCCGAGUGCACCUUGUGAUGGAGAAGGGAGACACCGUUUUCUUUCACCCUUUGCUCAUCCAUGGAUCUGGUCGGAACCAAACUCAAGGAUUCCGGAAAGCAAUUUCCUGCCAUUUCGCCAGCGCUGAUUGCCACUACAUUGACGUGAAGGGCACCGUUCAAGAAAAUAUCGAGAAAGAAGUUUUGGGAAUAGCAGACAGAUUGUAUGGAACUGAAAGUGGCUUAAACUUUAAGGAUAUUUGGAUGUUUCGAGGCCGACUUGUGAAAGGAGAAAGAAUCACCCUUUGAAACAGUCCUUGAUUAUAACUCUUUCAAAAGGAGAUCAAAGAAACAAGGAGUCUAAGGAAUAUGUUUUCAUAUGGGAUGAUGUAAUGUUUUCUAUCACUUGGUAUCAAAAUCAAGACACAUGCAUUGGGAACUUCAUUUUGCAGAGUUAAUGUUGCAGUGCAGUGAUGUUACUUUAGUGGAAGUAAGAACAGUAAAAUGAAAUAUAACUGUUUUCAGAAAGACUGGUUUGGGGUUACAAUCAAUAAAUGUGGCAUAUGA